Molecule: messenger RNA, 389 nt
Organism: Oncorhynchus gorbuscha (pink salmon)
Lineage: Eukaryota; Metazoa; Chordata; Actinopteri; Salmoniformes; Salmonidae
Product: mdm2-binding protein-like
Exons: 5
Coding region: 99-389 (96 amino acids)
Biological process (GO): regulation of protein ubiquitination; traversing start control point of mitotic cell cycle; protein localization to kinetochore
Cellular component (GO): kinetochore
Source: RefSeq, a predicted model, not a curated record
AGAGAGCGCGCGGAAAUGAAUUUUAUAAUACGAAAAAAAGUCCACACAACUUUUUAUUGACAUUUAUACUGAACACUGAUGGUAGAGUAUUCAGAGGAAUGGAUCGGUACGUGCUAGUUGUUUCUUUUCACCAAGAAGAGGAUAAAUGCGCGAAGGCAUUGGAGGCUGCCAAACAGAUCUAUGAUAAACUGGGGAGCAUCGCCAGUUGUAAUUCAAAACGGAGGGUUUCUCUGUUUCCAGCCUGCUCUCUGAGUGGUGGUCCAGCCUCACAGAGGUGGUAUUUUGCUGUCCAGACAUGCCAUGGGACAUCUCAGUUCUGCAGUACAGAGUGGGAGGAGCUGGGUAGUUGUCAGAAGAACGAUGAGCAGGAGGAAAGAGGAGAAGACUGA